Messenger RNA from Tripterygium wilfordii, 1876 nucleotides. RefSeq names its product cysteine proteinase RD21A-like. The transcript is spliced from 6 exons. Gene Ontology annotation, cellular component: lysosome. Lineage: Eukaryota; Viridiplantae; Streptophyta; Magnoliopsida; Celastrales; Celastraceae. The record is from RefSeq and is a predicted model, not a curated record. Gene Ontology annotation, molecular function: cysteine-type endopeptidase activity. The coding region runs from base 150 to 1550 and encodes 466 amino acids.
CGGCGACUUCGACUUCGUGUUCGUGACAGAUACAGACUCCGCUUUCAACGCUAUUUCGGUAUUCCGUACCAAUCCCCUCCUCAAUACACCUAUAUAUAUAUAUUCACGUAUCUAUCUCAUGUUGCUAUUCAAUUUCAAUUCAUACAACCAUGGCUUUUCUCAAAUCUGUGGCUCUCUUCCUGUUCUUCGUCUUCCUGGGUUUCUCGUCGGCGCUGGAUAUGUCCAUCAUUGACUACGAUGUAAAGCACGGGAUCGGUGUCGCUGGUGGGAGGAACGAGGCCCAGAUGAGGAGGAUUUACGAGAGUUGGCUUGUCAGACAUCGCAAAUCCUUCAACGCCUUGGGGGAGAAGGAAAGGCGGUUUCAGGUUUUCAAGGACAAUCUCAGGUUCGUCGAGGAGCAUAACUCGGUGAACAGGAGUUAUAAGGUUGGAUUGAAUCGGUUUGCCGAUCUCACCAACGAGGAGUACCGAUCCCUGUUUUUGGGUGCCAAGAUGGAGAGGAAGGAAAGGCUGUUGAAGGGUCAGAGCCAGCGAUAUGCUUUCAGGGCAGGCGAGGACCUGCCGGAAUCUGUUGAUUGGAGAGCAAAAGGCGCUGUUGCGCCUGUCAAGGAUCAAGGACAGUGUGGAAGUUGCUGGGCCUUCUCAACUGUUGGCGCGGUAGAGGGUAUAAACCAGAUUGUUACUAAGGAACUGAUUUCUUUGUCGGAGCAGGAGCUGGUGGAUUGUGAUAGAACAUAUAACCAGGGAUGCAAUGGAGGUCUCAUGGACUACGCUUUUGACUUUAUUAUCAAGAAUGGCGGUAUUGAUACUGAAGAAGAUUACCCCUACCAUGCCUCUGAUAGAACAUGUGAUCCAAAUAAGAAAAAUGCUAAGGUUGUUACCAUUGAUGGAUUUGAAGAUGUCCCAGAAAAUGACGAGAGCUCCCUGAAAAAGGCUGUGGCAAACCAACCUGUUAGUGUUGCUAUUGAAGCUGGUGGCAGAGCUUUCCAACUCUACCAAUCGGGUGUUUUUACAGGACACUGUGGCACAGAUCUAGACCAUGGUGUGGUUGCUGUUGGAUAUGGUACUGAAAACGGUGUGGAUUACUGGAUUGUGAGGAACUCAUGGGGUCCCAAUUGGGGAGAGAGCGGCUACAUAAAGUUGGAGCGCAAUGUCGCUGAGAAAACUGGCAAGUGUGGUAUCGCAAUGGAGGCCUCGUACCCAACAAAGACAGGUGGGAAUCCCCCUAAACCUUCUCCUUCCCCUCCAUCUCCUGUGAAGCCCCCCACUGUCUGUGAUGAGUACUACUCAUGCCCCGAGGGAAGCACAUGCUGCUGUUUGUACGAGUAUGAAAACUACUGCUUUGGAUGGGGAUGCUGCCCCCUUGAGUCUGCUACUUGCUGCGAUGACCAUUACAGCUGUUGCCCGCAGAAUUACCCUGUUUGCGACCUUAAUGCUGGAACUUGCAGAAUGAGCAAGACCAACCCAUUAGGAGUAAAAUUAUUGAAGAGAACACCUGCUCUUAAGGCGCGGCCUCAUUCAAAUAUUCUCAAGAGGAUUAUCGGCUCUUAAAAUCACUACAGGGCCGUUUGGAGUCUGGGGAGAAGGAAAAGCCAGCAGGCUUGGAAUGGAAAAUAAUAUUUGUUGAUACACCACCCCAUUGAAUACCUUGAUGCAGUCUCCCAUUGGCGAUUAUUGUGAAUAUAACUUUGAAUCAUUUGUUUAAGCAACAUCUAUGGAUUCUCACCAUGAUUUUUGUGUGUGUGUGUGUGUGUGUAUAUAUAACAUGCCAGCAUUUAUUUACAUCAGAUGUGGUUGCUGCUGACAUAGAUUGAAGUUUUUUUGCAAUUGUUAUCGUUUAUACUUGUUGGGGGGUCUUAAAAGUAUUUUUCAAGUCC